This is a messenger RNA of Anopheles gambiae (African malaria mosquito), 1781 nucleotides long. Its product is annotated as smad nuclear-interacting protein 1. Gene Ontology annotation, molecular function: protein binding; mRNA binding. Gene Ontology annotation, biological process: miRNA processing. The coding region runs from base 419 to 1570 and encodes 383 amino acids. Lineage: Eukaryota; Metazoa; Arthropoda; Insecta; Diptera; Culicidae. The record is from RefSeq and is a predicted model, not a curated record. Gene Ontology annotation, cellular component: nucleus. The transcript has 4 exons.
UGAAGCCGUGUGUCAAAUAGCCCAGAACAGAAUAACAUAAACAAUGCCGCUGAUGCUGCGUAUCCUUUUUUUAAGGAAUUAAUCGGUUUAUUUAACUGUGUUUUGCGUUGAAUUUCGUUUAGCAAAUUCUGUGCUCUGAAAGGGAAAGCGUCUGCCGUGUGGUCGUCAAUGAAGUGAAGGAAAUAUAUUGCCAAAUUUAGCUACGAAAUCACAACAAUUCUGGUGCUACAAGACUUUUCCCUAGAGCAGAAUAACAACUCGCUCCGGUCGCUUCGUAGCAUUUCUACACUGUGCUAGCAUUUGGUUGCGCCCCUGCACACAACCAAUUCGUUGUUCCGGUCGGGAAUGUAAAGACGCUUUUCAAAAGGGAAAGUAAAAACCUAAUUUGUGAGGUCAAGCACACAAGGAGCAGCUCACAAUGAGCAGGAAAGUAAAAUCGUCCGGUUAUUCCAAAACAAAUGACGACAGUAGCGAUGAGCUACCGUACAAGGAUCAUAAAAACCGCAACCGCUCAAAGCACAAACACCGGUCGGAUUCCGCGGAACGCACCUACGACGAUUACGCUGAGUCCGGUCGUGAGAAAUCAUCCCGUGAUCGGUCCAGAUGGGAGGAGAAGAAAAGUUAUCACAGGGAUAACAACAGAGACCGGGAACAGACGACUUCGAAAUAUCAAGAUGAUAGAAGAGAAGACCAGAAUCGCUCCCGGCAGUCUGAUCGACCCGGAUCCAGCCAACAACAGUAUCGACGAGACGCGCAGCCAAGCGGAUCCCGUGACAGUCAGGGUGGACGUGACAACUAUCGCAGACGUAGCCGCAGCCCCUUCAAACCGCCCACCGAUAGGAGACCGCCGUCCGCACCGAACCAAGACCGCCGGGACCGGCCCAAAAUGGGUAGAGCGAACAUAAAGGAGGAAAAAAACAAGAGCGACGGGGAAGGCAACGACCACCAGUGGGGCAAGCGACGAGAUGACAAAGUAAAGCAGGAACAGCAGGAUGAGGAUGCUCCUCCGGUGGAAAAACAAAAGCCCGACUUUGGUCUGUCGGGCAAGCUGACGGAAGAAACGAACAAGGUAAAUGGUGUCGUUAUUGCAUAUUCGGAACCGCCCGGUGCCCGCAAACCCAAGCGUCGCUGGCGCCUGUACCCGUUCAAGGGCGAGCAGGCCCUGCCGACGCUGUACAUUCACCGGCAGAGUUGCUACCUGAUUGGGCGCGAUCGAAAGGUGUGCGAUUUGCCCGUAGACCAUCCGUCCUGCUCGAAGCAGCAUGCCGUGUUGCAGUACCGGCUGGUACCGUACGAGCUGGUCGACGGGACGAAAAGUCAACGCGUCCGGCCGUACAUAAUAGACCUUGACUCCACGAACGGUACGUUUGUGAAUAAUAAGAAAAUUGACCCAAAACGCUAUUACGAGCUGCACGAGAAGGAUGUGCUCAAGUUUGCGUUCAGCUCGCGCGAGUAUGUGCUGCUGCACGAGAACAGCAAGGAGGAUAAUGAGGAGGACGAGGGAUUGGAUGCGUCCCCGGCGGGGAAGGACCGUCCGGCUGGGGUGUCGGUGAAGGAGGAGGAAAAGUAAUAUUUUGUUACUUUUUGUUGCUGCUGUCCGGCAGUGCAUAUCAGUGUUGCUGUGCCGAACGUGACACUUGUUUUAGACAAUGAGGGGAGGAAAAGAAACGUUUUGAUUUGUGUAAAAUACUCUUCAGUUUAGCACAAAUGCUUCACAACUAUGGUAACAUGAAGUUGUAAAAGAAACUGAGGUAAAAACAGAAUAAAAUGCAUAAACUGCA